Echinops telfairi (small Madagascar hedgehog) is the source of this 3064-nucleotide messenger RNA. It is a transcript of the gene DIS3, whose product is annotated as DIS3 homolog, exosome endoribonuclease and 3'-5' exoribonuclease. Bases 61 to 2934 code for a protein of 957 amino acids. The record is from RefSeq and is a predicted model, not a curated record. Gene Ontology annotation, cellular component: nuclear exosome (RNase complex); cytoplasmic exosome (RNase complex). NCBI's taxonomy places the organism in Eukaryota, Metazoa, Chordata, Mammalia, Afrosoricida, Tenrecidae. The transcript is spliced from 21 exons. Gene Ontology annotation, biological process: rRNA catabolic process. Gene Ontology annotation, molecular function: RNA binding; 3'-5'-RNA exonuclease activity; endonuclease activity.
ACAGACUUUUUUUUCCGGAAGAGCGCUACCCAAGUUCGGCGGUCCGCGCGCGGUGUCAAAAUGCUCAAGUCCAAGACCUUCUUAAAGAAGACGCGAGCUGGCGGCGUGAUGAAGGUCGUGCGCGAGCACUACCUGCGCGACGACAUCGGCUGCGGGGCGGCCGGCUGCGCAGCGUGCAGCGGGGCGCAGGAGGGGCCGGCCCUCGAGCCCCAGCCCCGGGACCCGGCCAGCAGCCUCUGUCCGCUGCCGCACUACCUGCUGCCGGACACCAACGUGCUGCUGCAUCAGAUUGAUGUUCUGGAGGACCCGGCCAUCAGGAAUGUCAUUGUGUUACAAACCGUUCUCCACGAAGUGAGAAAUCGUAGUGCCCCGGUGUACAAACGAAUCAGAGAUGUGGCCAGUCAUCAGGAGAAACACUUCUAUACGUUCACUAAUGAGCACCACAGAGAAACCUAUGUUGAACAAGAAAAGGGAGAAAAUGCGAAUGACAGAAAUGACAGAGCUAUUCGAGUAGCCGUCAAAUGGUACAACGAACACUUGAAAAAACUAUCAGAAGACAGUCAGCUGCAAGUUAUCUUCAUAACAAAUGACAGAAAAAACAAAGAGAAAGCCAUAGAAGAAGGGAUACCGGCUUUCACUUGUGAAGAAUAUGUAAAGAGCCUAACUGCUAACCCUGAGCUCAUUGAUCGUCUGGCCUGUUUGUCUGAAGAAGGGAAAGAGAUAGAGAGUGGAAGAAUCAUCUUUUCAGAGCAUCUCCCCUUAAGCAAGCUGCAACAAGGCAUCAAAUCUGGUGCAUACCUUCAAGGGACAUUUAGAGCCAGUAGGGAAAACUACUUAGAAGCUACUGUCUGGGUGCAUGGAGACGAUGAAGAAAACAAAGAGAUAAUCUUACAAGGACUUAAAAACUUAAACCGAGCUAUUCAUGAAGAUAUCGUGGCUGUGGAGCUUUUACCCAAGAGUCUGUGGGUGGCACCUUCUUCUGUGGUGUUACACGAUGAGGGUCCAACAGAGGAGGACGCGGAGAGGGAAGAGGAGAAAGAGAACCUGCUUAAGACGAAAGCUGUGAACGAAAGCAUGCUGAAGCCCACGGGGAGAGUUGUGGGCAUCAUCAAAAGGAACUGGAGACCGUAUUGUGGCAUGCUGUCCAGGUCUGACAUUAAGGAGUCAAGAAGACAUCUCUUUACUCCUGCUGACAAGAGAAUCCCUCGAAUUCGUAUCGAAACCAGACAGGCUUCUGCCUUAGAAGGAAGGAGAAUCAUUGUUGCUGUCGAUGGUUGGCCCAAAAAUUCCAGAUACCCAAAUGGACACUUCGUGAGAAAUCUGGGUGAUGCUGGAGAUAAAGAAACUGAAACAGAAGUUUUGCUACUUGAGCAUGAUGUUCCCCAUCAGGCUUUCUCUCAGGCUGUUCUCAGCUUCCUGCCCAAAAUGCCCUGGAGCAUUACUGAAAAUGACAUGAAGAACCGAGAAGACCUGAGGCAUCUUUGCGUGUGUAGUGUGGACCCACCAGGAUGUACGGACAUAGAUGAUGCUCUACAUUGUAGGGAACUUAAAAAUGGAAAUUUGGAGGUUGGUGUUCACAUUGCUGAUGUGAGCCAUUUUAUUCGGCCAGGAAACGCUUUGGAUCAAGAAUCAGCGAGAAGAGGAACAACAGUGUAUCUUUGUGAAAAGCGGAUUGACAUGGUUCCUGAACUGCUGAGCUCUAACUUGUGUUCCUUAAGAUGUAAUGUGGACAGACUAGCAUUUUCAUGUAUUUGGGAAAUGAAUCAUAAGGCUGAAAUCUUAAAAACAAGGUUUACCAAAAGUGUCAUUAAUUCAAAGGCUUCUCUUACGUAUGCUGAAGCUCAGAUGAGGAUCGAUUCUGCAACCAUGAAUGACGACAUUACCACCAGUCUCCGUGGGCUCAAUAGACUAGCGAAAAUUUUGAAAAAGCAGAGAAUCGAAAAAGGGGCGUUAACUCUUUCUUCCCCGGAAGUCCGAUUCCACAUGGACAGUGAAACUCAUGAUCCUAUAGAUCUGCAGACAAAGGAACUUAGAGAAACAAACUCAAUGGUGGAAGAAUUCAUGUUGCUUGCCAAUAUUUCUGUGGCAAAAAAAAUUCAUGAAGAAUUUUCUGAACAUGCUUUGCUUCGAAAACACCCUGCUCCCCCUCCGUCAAAUUAUGAAAUUCUUGUGAAGGCAGCAAAGUCCAAGAAUUUGGAAAUUAGGACAGACACGGCAAAGUCUUUGGCGGACUCUUUGGACAAGGCGGAAUGCCCAGCUUUCCCAUAUCUCAACACGCUGUUAAGAAUAUUAGCCACACGCUGCAUGAUGCAAGCUGUCUACUUCUGCUCUGGAAUGGAUAACGAUUUUCAUCACUACGGCUUAGCAUCCCCGAUAUACACACAUUUUACUUCACCCAUCAGAAGAUAUGCAGACAUCAUUGUUCAUCGGCUGUUGGCUGUGGCUAUCGGAGCAGACUCUACUUACCCAGAACUGACAGACAAACACAAGCUGGCAGAUAUAUGUAAAAAUCUCAAUUUCCGCCACAAAAUGGCCCAGUAUGCCCAGCGUGCGUCAGUAGCCUUUCAUACCCAGUUAUUUUUCAAAAGCAAAGGAAUAGUAAGUGAGGACGCUUACAUUUUAUUUGUAAGAAAGAAUGCCAUCGUGGUAUUAAUUCCGAAGUACGGCUUAGAAGGCACAGUCUUUUUUGACGAGAAGGACAAAUCCAAGCCACGGCUUACCUACGAUGAUGAGAUUCCUUCCCUUAAAAUAGAAGAUACAGUGUUCCACAUAUUUGAUAAAGUUAAAGUGAAAAUCAUGUUAGACUCAUCUAAUCUUCAGCAUCAGAAAAUCCGCAUGUCAUUGGUGGAGCCACAGAUUCCAGGAAUAAGCACUGAUAUUUCAGACAUGGACAUGAGUGAACCGGAGAGAAAAAAGAAGAAAUAUGGAAAAUAGCUGUCUCCAAGAGCAGGACUUACAUUACUUUUUUACCACUAAAAGGCCUGAUCAAACACUUAUCAGCCUGAGAAGUGUGAUACAAUUUGUUACUUUUAAGCACAUUUUAAUAAUUUUUUACAAAAUUGCA